AAGUCUAACUAAAGAAACAGACUAGCAAAGUGAAAACAUAAUAGGCAAAGCAGAGGGAAUAAUUCUAGUUAAUGUAUGAAAUAAUAAUAAAAUAGCUAACUUAACACUUAAGUUUUCUAUAAGUUUAUAUAAAAAUAUAAAAUAAACAAUAACAGCAAUUAAAAUUAUUAUUAAAAGAAAUUAUAUUCCUUUUCUAUAAAAUUCAAAUUCCAUAAUUUUUGGGUAUAACAUAGACCUGAACAUUUAUCCUUUAUAAGAACAAUAACCAGUCCUUAAAACUACUCCUAAAUUCUCUAUUUCCUCAUUUUUUUAAACGACUUUAGUUCCUUCUAAUAGUAUAUGUCUUUUCAUAUUUUUAAAAUUGAAUAAUUCUUGUUAAUUAUCAGCUUAUUUUAUGCAUAAUUUUGGAAUAGGAAUCGAUUCGCCUGUUAAACUGCUUUCGUUUACUAAAACAUCACCUUAAAUUAAUAAUGAAUCGCAUGGAAUCAACAUUUUAUUUUUAUAAAUGAACACAUCUCCAGGCAAUAAAUCCUAAGAGUCCAAAACAAUUAAUUUACCAUCCCUAUAAACAUCUAUUUUUAUCUAAAUAUUUGCAAAUUUCCUCAAUUUAUUCAACUAGUACCUUAAGAGUAUAUAAUUAACUAUCGUACUAAUCACUGAAACUAAAAUCAUGACAAUUGCGAACAAACCAUAGCCUUACACAAUCCAAAUAGCGCAUGAAAUAUAUUAAAAAAUGAAGAAUAUUUCUGUCAAAACGUGUAGUAAAUAUUCUAAUAGCUAUGGAAUAGGAAUAUGUAUUUUGCACAAUCCAUAUUUUUCCUUCUUAUAUAAAAUAUUUUCCUUUUUAUUUUCCAAUCCAUUUUUAUGCUUUUAAUAUAAUUCUUCUAAAGUAUAAUUUUCAACAUCCCUAUAAUAAACAGGAAUAAAUCCAUAAUUUUACUCAUCAUAUUCAUAUUUUAAAUGUCUGUUUUCAAAUCCAAAACUAUUAUUUUUAUAUGUAUUUUUUUUAAGAAUUUCAUAUGUUUGAUCGUUAUUUUAAACCAAAAAAUGAGUACAAUCAGACAAUUUAUUACAUCUACUAUAUAGAGAUUUUAAUCUUAGUCUGACACUGUUUCUCAACAAAAGAGCAUAUAUUCCAAAACUAAGUAUUAUUAAAAAUAUUGUUAAUAAAAGUUUCUCUAUUUUUAAUUAAAGUGCAUAUAUAUUUUUGAUAAUCUACUAUCCUUCGACAUCAUUUACAAGCAUUUUUAGUUGAUUUUUGUUGGUAAUUAUUAGAUUUUGAGUAUUUGUAGAUUAUUUAUUUUAAUUACAUUAUGAUCCUCGUUUUUAAUCUUAAAUUUCAUUUAAUAAAUUUAAACUUCCUUUUGACUCACCUGUAUAUUUUAGA
Molecule: messenger RNA, 1387 nt
Organism: Ichthyophthirius multifiliis
Lineage: Eukaryota; Ciliophora; Oligohymenophorea; Hymenostomatida
Exons: 1
Source: RefSeq, a predicted model, not a curated record